AUGACCGAGGCGUCCACCUCGACCGCCGCCAGAGCGGCACCCACGCCCGCCUCCUUCAACGACUACAACACCGCGCUGCAGACCGCCGCGCUGAAAGCGACCAAGCACGCCGCACAACUCCCCGCCGACAUCCCCUUCCACCGCUCCGUCGACCGCGCGUUCGCUAAAGACAUCGACACCGCCUCCGCGCGCGUCCUCGCGCUCGCGAACCGCCUGCUCGCGCUUGCGGCUACGACCGACUCGAGCGCCGCGGCGAAGCGGAAGGGGAAGGCGAGGCUGGAAAGCGAGGAGGAUGUGGUAGACAACUUCCAUGCGGUGGUUGUGGACUCGAUGGACCAGCUGUUAGAGCGUGCAGACAUUCGUCUGGACGAGUUCCUGGGACGCUCAAAGCCUCCUGCGAUCGCUGUGAACCCUGCGCAGCCCACUGCGCAGAAGGCGAAGAAGACGAACGCGCUGCCCGGGAGGCUCGACCCUGCGCUCCAGCAUGCGUCUACCCUCACUAAGCCUCAGCUCAGCUUCAAGCGCAGACCGGACAACAACAAUAUGUCAAUAUGGCAUCCAACUCUGAAGCACAAAUACAACGCGCAGGUACCUCUUGGAUACAACCUCAGAGACGAUGAUACGGAAGAGAACCUCUCCGGACAGAGCGCUAGCCUCCACCCCUACCGCUACGAAAUCCGCCACACGCCCUACCCAGCACAUAUGUUCGCCUCCACCGCGCCCGUUCCCCCGCGCUCCUUCGAUGCGACGCCCUUCACCUGGGUGUCCGACUCCGCCGCGUUUGACGCGAUGCUCGAAAAGCUGCGCGGCGCGCGAGAGAUCGCGAUCGACCUCGAGCACCACAGCUACCGCACGUUCGCGGGCUUCGUGUGCUUGAUGCAGAUUAGCACGAGGGAGGAGGAUUGGGUUGUGGACACCCUUGCGCUGAGGGACGAGCUGGAGGCGCUGAAUGAAGUGUUCACGGACCCGAGAAUUGUCAAGGUUCUGCACGGUGCUGAGAGCGAUAUUGUAUGGCUCCAGCAAGACUUCAACCUGUAUAUUGUCAACUUAUUCGAUACAUACCACGCAUCCAAAGUGCUCGACUUCCCUCGACACGGUCUGGCGACUCUGCUAGAAAUGUACUGCGACUUCACCGCCGACAAAAAGUACCAGCUCGCCGAUUGGCGGAUCCGUCCGCUUCCCGAGGAGAUGCUCGCUUACGCGCGUUCCGACACGCACUUCCUCCUCUACAUCUACGACAACCUCCGGAACGCGUUGCUCGACCGCGGCCAGAGCCAGUCGCGCGCGGGCACCCCUCCCUCCUCGCAAACUCCCCACGAAAGUCAGAGUCAGACCCCGGCGGCGCACGCGCUCGUCCGCGAGGUGCUCGCGCGCUCAGAGGAGACAGCGCUGCGGGUGUACGAGAAGGAAUUAUAUGACUACGCGGAGGGGGGCGGGCCCGGCGGCUGGGAUACCCUGGCGAAAAAAUGGAACAAGGGCGCGCUGACGGCGGGUGCGGAGACGCAGGCGGGGACUGGGAGCGUGUACGCGGUGCAGCGGGCGGUGUACCGCUGCGUGCAUGCAUGGCGUGAUCGGGUGGCUAGGGAGGAGGACGAGAGUACGCGGUACGUGUUGCCGAACCACUACUUGUUCGUGCUCGCGGAUAAGCCACCGGCGGACAUGGCUGCGCUGCUGUCGGCAUUUCACCCCGUGCCGCCAGUCAUCCGGCGGCGCUCGAAGGAGCUGCUCGAUGCGAUCCGGCAGGCGGUCAAGGAGGCGCAGGGUGCCACGAAGACUGCGCCGGCGGACGCGCGCGCCAACGCGUCUGUGGCUCGAGCGGCCGCGGCAGCCACAGACGCGCCGGACGGGGACAUCGAGAUGUCUGCGGCCGGCGAGGUGGCCCUCGAUCCAACGAGUGCGGGGCCCGCGAGUUCCACGGACCUGUGGGCGCAUGGUGCUUUGACUGACGCUGUGAAUGUGCGCGGUUUGAUAGCGUCGCGGGCGCCCAAGGCGAGUGCUGCUGCGGGGUCGGCGCUGCUCGACAACCCCGUCGUCGCGAGGGUGGAGGUGAAGGGCACUGCGUCGUUCGCGGCGGCGGGCAGUGCGCUGUUCGGGGAUGCAUCGAAGAUGGCCGCGCGACCAUCGGGGGCGCCGGUCAGCACAGUACGGUUCAGGGAGGUGGUUGCACGGAUUCACGGGACCCUUGUGAUCGCGCCGUCCGUGCCGCGCGCACCCGCAGUGAAGAGCUCUGGGUCGCCUGGGCCAGAUGUGAGCAUGGAUGGGGGUAAUGCUGCGGACUCGGGUCCAGCCCUGGAAGGGGCAGUCGAAAUACCGUUUGUCCCGGCUGCGCAGCGAGGGCGGCCGGAGGCGGUGGAGGACGAUUCGAUUGUAGUCGUGGGGCAGCGGCGGGCGAAGAAGCGGAAACGGGUGCCGAAGAGCUCGAAGGACGGAGACGAGGCUGAGGCGGUGGAGGCGUUCGACUAUGGCGCGGUGUCGAACAUCCUGGACGAGGAGCCGGAGCCGGAGCCGGAGGACGGGGGCGCGAAGAGGCGCAAGAAGAAACAAGGUGCGUUUGCAGGAUACCAGUACGGCAACUUCCCCGCGCCCCCGCCUGCGCGCGCGCAACCCCAGAGCGGGAACCAGACACGGACGUUCCGGUAG
Molecule: messenger RNA, 2640 nt
Organism: Rhodofomes roseus
Lineage: Eukaryota; Fungi; Basidiomycota; Agaricomycetes; Polyporales; Fomitopsidaceae
Exons: 9
Coding region: 1-2640 (879 amino acids)
Biological process (GO): nuclear polyadenylation-dependent snRNA catabolic process; poly(A)-dependent snoRNA 3'-end processing; nuclear polyadenylation-dependent rRNA catabolic process
Cellular component (GO): nuclear exosome (RNase complex); nucleolus
Molecular function (GO): nucleotide binding; 3'-5'-RNA exonuclease activity; nucleic acid binding
Source: RefSeq, a predicted model, not a curated record